Messenger RNA from Fusarium mangiferae, 819 nucleotides. RefSeq lists its product as uncharacterized. The transcript has a single exon. The record is from RefSeq and is a predicted model, not a curated record. The coding region runs from base 1 to 819 and encodes 272 amino acids. Lineage: Eukaryota; Fungi; Ascomycota; Sordariomycetes; Hypocreales; Nectriaceae.
AUGGUAUCAGAGCACAGUUACAUUCUUGUCCCAGAACCUGGCCAGCCCACUUCGCAGAUUGCCAUUGGUAACAUUUUCAGGGAUCGUAGAAAGGUCGAUCAGCAGCCGUUCGCCGGACCAGGGCCGAACGGCGUCCUCAUGCAGCUCCACGCAACCGAGCGUGAUGUCGAACUCAUCUUCAACAUAAGUAAGCGCCUGACUGCCAGCCUCAAAGCAAAGCUGUGUUCUUUUCUUGGUAUCGGCGCGGGCUUUGACUCUUCGCAAGAAGGGGAUGUUGCCUUGAAGAUUGGAAAGGUCGAGACAUACCGGAUCGCCAUGGAGGGCGAUAUCCUCCAUCAGUAUGUUAACAAGCGGCUCGAGUCGCUCGGCCAGGAUGCAGAGUCGUUAAGAAAACUCAGGCUCGAUCCCACCAAGCCAGGACGACUAUUCAUGAUCACGGGCAUCAAGGUCGCCACAGACAUGGAGAGAUAUGUCGCAGAGAAGCGCCACCGCGGAGCAAACGCUGAUGCCGGAUUUCCUCUAGAUCCGCACCAAGCGGCAGGUCUACAAGCCUCUGGGGUCAUGGACAGGAGCAGAAAUUGGUCGGCUUCGGGGAAAAUGGAUGGACCUGUUGUGAUUGCAUAUCAAUUGUAUUAUUUGCCAUGGAAAAAUGACAAGGCUCAAGUCGAGAAGAAUUUGAAAUAUGGAAUGUUGGGUGAUGAGAAGGACAAUGGCGAAGAUGAGUAUGAGGAUGACGAAGAAGCUGAUGAUGAGAAGGACGAGGGUGAGAACGAGGACCUAGAAGACGAGUGGGGUUGGCUCAUGCAGCUUGGAAGCUGA